Messenger RNA from Nycticebus coucang (slow loris), 732 nucleotides. RefSeq names its product dynein light chain Tctex-type 1-like. NCBI's taxonomy places the organism in Eukaryota, Metazoa, Chordata, Mammalia, Primates, Lorisidae. Gene Ontology annotation, biological process: microtubule-based movement. Bases 26 to 367 code for a protein of 113 amino acids. Gene Ontology annotation, molecular function: dynein intermediate chain binding. The record is from RefSeq and is a predicted model, not a curated record. Gene Ontology annotation, cellular component: cytoplasm; cytoplasmic dynein complex. The transcript has a single exon.
GCGGCAGCGACGCGCUGGGGGAAAGAUGGAAGACUACCAAGCUUCGGAGGAGACUGCUUUUGUUGUUGAUGAAGUGAGCAACAUUGUGAAAGAGGCUAUAGAAAGUGAGGUCGGGGGUAACGCAUACCAGCACAGCAAGGUCAAUCAGUGGACCACAAAUGUAGUAGAACAAACCUUAAGCCAACUCACCAAGCUGGGGAAACCAUUCAAAUACAUUGUGACCUGUGUAAUUAUACAGAAGAAUGGGGCCGGACUUCACACAGCAAGCUCCUGCUUCUGGGACAGCUCUACUGACGGGAGCUGCACCGUGCGAUGGGAGAACAAGACCAUGUACUGCAUCGUCAGCACCUUUGGACUUUCCAUCUGACCUUCUUGUUCAGCCUGUGACCUUUCUCCUUUGUCUCAACACUUGUAUCCAUCUUCUAACCACCAACCACGAAUUCAAACACCCUUCUUGUUUUCUUUAAGCGUGUUUUGUGGCACUCUCAAAAUGUUGAGAAAAGGAACCAAAUGGCUGCACUGUUGUGUAACUGUACACCAUAGUCAUACAAGAGUUUGCUGUAGGUAGUCUGAAGCCUGUGUGGCCACUUGUCUUAACUCUGAAUAUUUCUUUUCAAAGGUGCUAAAAAUUACAAUCUGCUAAUGUGAAACUUGCUUUACUCCCUGAACUGAUUCAAACACACUUACUUUAUACUUUUGUUAGAAUAAAUUAUUCAAAUUUAAAAAAAAAAA